CUCUCAACUGAAAGGUGUCUAAUAGCAAAACAUUUCUUAUUCGGAUUUAAUUGUUGAUUACUUUCUAUUUUUGAUUGAGCUUUCUAUCACAAAACCUUCCUUUCCAUCAUGUCAUCUACAGAGGCUGAAAUUACUGCUGGAAACGAUGCUGUGGUGCCUGAAACACCAGACACAACUGAAACUACAGAAAAGGUAAAAACUCCAGAGCCAGCCGAAGAAACACCCAAAAAUACGAAAACACCCGAGCCCACAGAAGCAACUGAAAAUACAUCAACUGAAACACCUCAGCCACCCGAGGUCAUAGUUACAACUGAUAAACCGGCUACCCCAGUUCCAUGUGAAAUAUCAGAAACAGAUAAACCAGGCGAGCAAAACGAAUCGAUAGAGAAAACCAAAACCCCAGAGCCAGCAGAAACAACCGAUUCUGCACAGGCAGAGAAUCCCACUGAAGAAACGCCACAAAGCGAAACCGAACCACAGCCGGAAACGGCUACAAAGGUAGAUACUGUUGAUGCACCAAUAGAAAAUCCUGAUGAUGCUAGAGCAGAACCAGAAAAUACCAACGGUGAAGGUGGUGAUUCUAUUAAAGAUGUUGAUGCUGUAGUUGAUGAACUUUUACAAGAUAAGGAGCUCGAAGCCCGACAGAAAACACCAACCGAAGAAAGAGCAACUGAUGUAGACACAACUGAUGGUUCUAAUACUGGUACUAAGGAAAAUAGAAGUACCGAGGUGGAACCGGAAACACGUGGAGAAGAUCGAUCUGAUGCACCAAAGGAAGAAGCAGAAGGACGAGGUGAUGAUGGUGUGGAUGACCCCGCAGCUGCUCCAAAAUCUUCCAUUGGAGACCAUGAUGCUCAAAAAGAUGCAAUGACCAAACUUGUAGACGAGAAGACGAAAUUAGAAUCUGAAUAUAACGACAUGAAAACCCAGUUAGAUGCAUUGAAGGACAACUACACAAAAAUGGAAGUAGAGGUUGAAACAGUGAACACAUCUAGAAAAGAGCAAGAUAGUUAUAUACAAUCUUUAAAAACAGAUAUAACCAAGUUGAAAGAAUAUGAAGAUUGGGGUAAAGACAACGAACAGAAGUUUAAAGAUGUUCAAACUAAGUUGACGAGUUUAGCAGAAGCUGAAGAUAGCAAAAACAAAAUGAUACAGGAUUUGGAAAAACAGUUGACUGAAGCCAAAGACAAACUGAAAAAUGCAGAGCAAAAGGUUGAAGAGCAAGAAGCAUCCGCAAGUAGAUCAGGCGAAUCAAAAGAGGGAGAGAAGUCCAGAACCUGCAGCAUUAUGUAAAAUUAUCAAAAAUGGUAUUUUCGGACGGGUAUCAUUUUAGUUCAUUAAUCACAAAAUUGUCUGCAAUCAUCCUUCGAAAAAUCUAUCAGAUGAAGUAACCUAACUGUAUAUUGUUUGAAAAAUUCAUAUUUUGAAUGAUCGUCUGGCUCUUCUGACUUUUCGGAUGCUCAAGAGGCUUCUGCAGAGAUGAUAGCAAAACUUUGGUGUCAAAUGAUCUUCACAGAAUUAGGAAAAAGAAUUCAUAAAUUAAAUGAUCGGAGAGGGUGAGCUCACCCUGAUAAACACCCACUACAACAAUCGUCCGGGUUUUAUAUCUAAUUGAAAAACUUUUGAAUUCUUGUUAAUAGAAUCUACACGUACUAUUAUUUGUCUUUCAUUUACAUGUGACAUUGUAAAUUUAACUGUAUAUAUUGAUUCAAAUAAUUUAUUUAUUCAUACUGUAUGUUUUUUAAUAUUUAUAUAAAAUUAUUUCAUCACACUGU
Lottia gigantea (owl limpet) is the source of this 1775-nucleotide messenger RNA. RefSeq lists its product as hypothetical. The transcript has 2 exons. Bases 109 to 1293 code for a protein of 394 amino acids. The record is from RefSeq and is a predicted model, not a curated record. Lineage: Eukaryota; Metazoa; Mollusca; Gastropoda; Lottiidae.